Hibiscus syriacus is the source of this 1339-nucleotide messenger RNA. RefSeq lists its product as uncharacterized. Lineage: Eukaryota; Viridiplantae; Streptophyta; Magnoliopsida; Malvales; Malvaceae. The record is from RefSeq and is a predicted model, not a curated record. The coding region runs from base 28 to 1038 and encodes 336 amino acids. The transcript has a single exon.
UUAUCAUCCAAACAGACCAUUCAGAAAAUGCAGGAAAAUGGCAGUAGAGCUGAAGCCCUGCGCCUUCUGGGGAUGGCCGAGAAGCUUCUCCAAAACCGUGAUUUCAACGGCUCAAGGGAAUUCGCUAUCUUAGCCCAAGAAACCGAACCCUUUUUGGAAGGGUCGGAUCAGAUCCUAGCUGUCGCCGACGUCCUCCUUGCCGCCGAGAAAAAAAUAAACAACCACCACGAUUGGUACUCGAUCUUGCAAGUCGAUCGCCGAUCCGAAGACAUCGAUUUCAUCAAGAAGCAGUAUCGUCGCCUUGCUCUCCUUCUCCACCCCGACAAAAACAAGUUCCCUUUCGCCGAUCACGCCUUUAAGAUCGUAGCCGAUGCAUGGGCCGUUUUAUCGAACGCCUCGAAAAAAGCUCAGUACGACAAAAAAUUUGGGCUUUUCACGAGGAUUGACUUUAGCAGCUCCGGCGAUCCUUCAAAUCAGUCCGGGAAAUUACCGGUCACGAGAAGAGGACAAAAUCAGAAUACUGUGCCGCGGCGGUCGACGGGUUCUACGGUCCAUAAUGAAAAUCAAAGGCCGAAAUCGUCAACAUUUUGGACAGCUUGUCCGUACUGUUACAGGUUGUUUGAGUAUCCAGGGUUUUAUGAAGGUUGCUGUUUAAGGUGUCAGAAUUGCGAGAGAUCUUUUGAUGCUGUUUCAAUUCCGACACUCCCGCCGUUGGUGCCGGGAAAAGAAGCGUAUUAUUGUUGCUGGGGUUUUUUUCCGUUGGGGUUUUUGUCUGGGAAUCAAGACGAUGGAGGAAAAGGAAAACCAGCUACUGGAUCUCCGAGUUGGAUGCCUUCUAUGGUUCCAGGAGGCCAGCCAGAGAGUGAAAGAAAUGGAGGGAAUAUGCCAGCUCAGGCUCCAUCGCCGCCGCCGCCGCCACCACCACAACCACCAGCAGCUGCUCCUAAGACGACCGUGAAGAAGGUGGUGCAAAGUGGUAAAAAUGCUCCCAAUUCCACCCCAAGGAAGAGAGGGAGGCCAAGGAAGAAUCCCAUUUGAGGUUUGGGUUGGCUAUAAUAUAUAGUUGGUGUUGCUUCGAUUUAAAAGAACCUGACCGGAUGACAGGAGUGUUUCCGAGACAAAGACAGAUGAUGUUGCUGAACGGAGAAAGAAGGAUAAGGCUGAGGGUGAAACUCUGCUAUGCUGUAAGGAAAUUGUAGGUAUUGCUGUACUUUUUAUUGUUUUGUUUGUAGACUGUAGAUUGCUUUCAUGUGCUGGCUAGCACAUAGAUAAUUAUGUAACAUUUUGAUAUAUGCAGCUAUAACAAUUCAGCGAGUUGUUUAGGUACGGAUAUUGUGUA